UCGUCUUUGAUAGCUUAUUGUCUAGACGAACGACGGGACACACACCACGCCGACCGGAAUUUUGCCGGCGACCGGAGCUCUUUGCCUUAUAUUCGGAUUUCUCUGGAUUCUGCUGAUUGGAAUAACGAUACUGAUCUGGAAUUGGAGAUCGAUAACUACCAGCCAUCUCCAUCUCCACCUCCAUCUCCACCUCCAGCAAUCACUUCAGACGAGAUGUUUGCUACAUUGGUUGACAUGGGCUUUCCCUUGGAGAUGAUUGCUAGAGCAAUCCAGGAAAAUGGACCUGGAGCAGAUACUUCGGUGAUUAUCGAUACUAUCUCUAAAUACUCGAGUAACUGUGAAGCUGGCUCUUCCAAGUCCAAGACUAUCGAUCAUUUCCUUGCGAUGGGAUUUGAUGAGGAAAAGGUUAUCAAAGCCAUACAAGAACAUGGAGAAGACAAUAUGGAAGAAAUAGCAAAUGCACUCGUCUCUUGUGCGGCAGAGAAGUUGCCUGAGGUAAAGGAAGAAGAUGACAUUGACUGGUCAGAAAGUGAUGAUGAGGAUGAUGAGAAAGAUCCAGGCUCCUCCCUUGCAAACGGCAGUCAAUUGCGGUCUUUGAUGAAAAUGGGUUUCUCUCACCUUGAAGCUUCUCUAGCUUUGGAGAGAUGUGGCGAAGAUGAGAGCCUCGCAGAUCUCGCAGACUUCAUUUGUGCUGCUCAGAUGGCUCGAGAAUCUGAUGAGUUUCACACUGACCCUGAAGAACGGAAGCCUAGUCAUGACGUCAAGAAAAGGCGGAUAGAGCCAACAAGAGAGCCCAAGGAUACCCAGCUGGUUCGCCUACCAAACCCAAUGAUAGGAUUUGGGGUUCCAAAUGAGCCAGGAGGCAUCACACAUAGGUCACUCCCACCUUCAGUUCGAGGCCCACCAUAUUUCUACUAUGAAAACGUUGCUCUUGCUCCUAAAGGCGUUUGGGAGACCUUCUCAAGACACUUGUACGACAUUGCGCCAGAGUUUGUGGACUCGAAAUACAUCUGUGCCGCAGCGAGGAAGAGAGGAUACAUACACAACCUCCCCAUCAGCAACAGGUUUGAGAUUCAGCCUCCUCCAAAAUACACAGUUCAAGAGGCAUUUCCUCUAAGCAAGAGGUGGUGGCCAACAUGGGACCCAAGGACCAAGCUGAACUGCAUUUUGACUGUUACAGCUAGUGCCCAGUUGACGUUUAGGAUCCGCAAAGCACUAGAGGCUCAUACUGGAGAACCACCUGACCAUGUAAAAAAGUACGUCAUUGAAGAGUGCAGAAGGUGGAAUCUUGUAUGGGUGGGAGAAACAAAAACCGCCCCACUCGAGGCGGACGAAAUGGAGAAUCUUCUGGGAUAUCCGAGAAACCAUACGCGCGGCGGUGGCAUGAGCAGGUCCGAGCGUUUUAAGUCACUCGGCAACUCUUUUCAGGUGGACACCGUGGCAUAUCAUCUGUCUGUCCUGAAACCCCUGUAUCCAAAGGGAAUCAAUGUGCUCUCACUGUUCACGGGGAUUGGUGGAGGAGAAGUGGCUCUUCACCGACUCCAAAUCCCCAUGAGAGUUGUCGUCUCCGUGGAGAUAUCGGAAAUCAACAGAAGCAUAUUGAAGGACUUUUGGAAACAAACGAACCAGAAAGGAGAGUUGGUGGAGUUUUCAGACGUCCAACGCGUAACGAAAGACAAAAUCAAAGAGCUGAUGAAGCGGUAUGGUGGGUUUGAUCUGGUGAUUGGAGGCAGCCCGUGCAACAACCUCGCUGGGGGUAACAGAGUAACCAGGAAUGGUCUUGAUGGUGAUAAGUCUGUGUUGUUCUAUGAGUAUUGCCGGAUUCUGGAGUCGGUUCGUGAGUUAACAGAGGAGAUGAGAGGAUCUUGAUCAUUUUGGGUUAAAACCUUUUCUCUCUUCCUUAGGAAACUCUGGUCUGACUAUUUAUUGUGUCUGUUCGUCUGUCUUGAAUCUUGAUCAUGUUCAUGUUGCGUUUGUCUGUUUGAUAAAACGCUAAGUUAGGCUUAUUGACUGAUAAAGGCCCAUAUCCGAAUCAAAAACCCCAUAUGUAGCCUUUUAAGGAUUUUUGACUUCUAUGGACCAAUAAAAAUCAUAAGAAAAAG
Thlaspi arvense is the source of this 2102-nucleotide messenger RNA. NCBI's taxonomy places the organism in Eukaryota, Viridiplantae, Streptophyta, Magnoliopsida, Brassicales, Brassicaceae. The record is from the annotation of a GenBank genome assembly.